Molecule: messenger RNA, 396 nt
Organism: Pocillopora meandrina
Lineage: Eukaryota; Metazoa; Cnidaria; Anthozoa; Scleractinia; Pocilloporidae
Source: the annotation of a GenBank genome assembly
AUGCAGUCUCUCUCAAAUCACUCCUCACAUCUGAGAGUAACAUGCAACUUACCUGCAGAUGGCCUGCAGUAUACGGACUACGCACGCGCAGUUCUGGCAGGUCAUGACAUAUUCGGUGACUGGGGUGGAGAUUGCAAACUUUUUGAGUAUAUUAACAUCCGUGGAAUUAACUACUCUGAUUGCACCGCCUACACGAGAAUGGCUCUUAAUGGUGCUUGGUUCGUGAACAGUUUCAAAAGCAAGGAACACGAAUGCGAUUUUGAUGGGUCACUAGAAGCGGUUGACAACGAAAAUAAUUUUGGACGGUAUCAUUCCGGAGCGAUAAAUACGAAUCACCGCUGCUCCUCUUCGGAUCCUUCUACAACGCAAUAUUGGUUUGGGGUUAAACAUGAAUAG